Messenger RNA from Neoarthrinium moseri, 3585 nucleotides. RefSeq lists its product as uncharacterized. The transcript has 5 exons. Lineage: Eukaryota; Fungi; Ascomycota; Sordariomycetes; Amphisphaeriales; Apiosporaceae. Bases 1 to 3585 code for a protein of 1194 amino acids. The record is from RefSeq and is a predicted model, not a curated record.
AUGGCCUCGUACGAUGCCUCGUCUCCCUUAGGAGACGGCGGAGAGUCAAAGGCCCCAUCGGAUCAUCAGCUGUUGGACCCGGACCAGGCGCACCGUAAUGUUCCUUGGUACCGCGAUAGGCAUGCAGACUUCGAACACCCAUCUGCAUAUUAUCCACAGGGACAAGUACAACCCUCCGGGAAUCCUGGAUUCCUGCACACCCCGCCCGCUACGGUUGGUACGCCAAGUGCCUAUCAACCAAGCGAAAUUAGCUGUGAUUACGAUGAUGAGCAUGAGGCCGACCAAUCUGGGUCACAUUCUCGGCAUGAAUCACGAGACAGUCUGGCACCACCCAGCCGUUCAUCAAGCUGGGGCAGAAAGCAUCGGCGAAGUCAGCAGCAGAUGCCGAGUCUGAACACUGCAGUUGGUGGGCCUCAAAUAGCCACCACGCAGUUGCCUCGGAUCGGUUUCGGCUUACCACCGCCCCGUAAUAUAUUACGCCGACCAAGAAGUAACACUGAUAACUCACAAGAAUCAUCCCACGGCUCAGACUCAAGUCUGGCAUUUGCAGAAAGUCCAAAAAGGGAGAGCGGUCCGCUGGUCGAUGAAAAUCACAGACAGUUCGAGUUAUCACCAAAUUCCAAAGGUGGCUUUUGGCCAAAUGACGAAGAUUCGCUAAUGAACUCCUACCCAUUAGCUCAUCAAAGUCCACUUAUCACGAUCUCUGUCUGGGGUAAAGACGGUGAAGAGCCCUUGUCGACAGACUUACCCUCCUUUGACUUCCCGCGUACUCCGGAUACCAGCCUUCCGGUCACGUUGAAACCGUCUGAAGCCUUUCCUCCGCACGUAAAAGCGUGGCAUGACGAACAAAGCGCUCUACACCAGAUGGGGAAACACCAGGAGUGGGGGAGAUAUAUGGACAUCGAGACAUGGAUUUCGCAAGUGCCGGACCUGGGCUAUAUUGGUUCCAGCUGGCACGAGUCUAACUCACCACAGAUUCCCCAGUAUGAUGAUGAUGACAACAUUAGGACCGAGCCAGUUCCUACUGAACGAAAAACAAAGAAUCGUCAAAUCGAGUCACAAUUAUAUUACAACUUCCGUGGUGGCAGAAUCACUGAUACAGACCUGUAUCUCAUGGGAGAGUAUAGGGUAUGGGAGAACCCUCCCAUAUUACUUCCCAUUGUUCAGUCCCCUUGGGCUCGUAUGCAGCCUGCAACCUCACAGGCAGCCAUAGAGAGAUUCAACAGAAUGGACCAUGACAAUGGAUCUAUUGUUUCGCAUUGCGCAUCCUGGGGUACACAACCAGAAAGCCUGCCGUCUGUUGCGAACGAAGACCAAAUUAUAGCUGGUAACUUCUUGCAGAGAACCUCUCUACCAGAAUCUCAUUCAUCUCCAAGGAAUCUCACAGAUGAAGAAAUUCAGCAGUUGAGACAGUGCCUUCCUCACCCUCGAGUUGCUAGCAAUAUCUCAGAUGUCUUCGGCCUACCAUCCUCCGAAAAUAAGAUUGGACAGGCGGAGAAGUUGCUCAGAGGUCUUUUCGAGAUCUUUAGCGAACCAUGUGCUAUAGUUGGACAAGAGGACUCUGAGAGCUAUCUCGCCGAUGUUGAAACACAAUUAACAAAGCUAGAGGCUCUGCUCAAGACUCGGCUUGGCGUCUACAACCCCUCGCAGUCGUCAGUUCUGCAACUAUAUGGCAGCAUGGUAAAACGCGAGCCAGAUUUAAUUUCCGCAAAGAACGGAAAUGUGGGAAGUGUUACACCGAGUGCUAGCCUCAGCAUCAGCCCAUGCCCAACGUGUGGAAGUAGAACUACCCUCAACAAUGGCCGGAGGCAAGAUGCUGCGUUCGAUGUCAAGAAUGAGAAUAAUACUAACGCGGGCAAGGAUAUUUUUGAUGACAAAAUACCCGAUAUAAUUCAACCUACACUGCGGGGGCGUCUUGGUGUCGAUUGCCCGGAUGCUCCCCAAUUUGUUGAUGAGGGCGUCCAGGUGGACUUACCAGAAGUCUACAAAUCAGAGUCUCAAGGAUAUCACGCCGUCAACUCAACAAGUUUGCCUCAUUUCGUGGAUGAAGGAGUACAGGUAGACUUCUCAGAAGAUGAGAAGACAAGAUAUCGAAGCAGAACCAGUGAUGUCUCGUCCGCUUCAAGCGCAUCAGGCACGACAAAUAUAACACGGCAUAUCGAAAGCUCUGUUGUACCCGACACAAAGUUAGAGUAUCAACUACUCGAUAUUCAGUCCAAUGUCCAACUUAGGCAAGUUGGCCUCGUCAACGUCCAAAUUAUGCUUGUGUCCCUGUCGCCACACUGUAAAACUGCCUCUCAACCCGACGACUCGGCCGGGAUUGACUCUGACGAAUCCCAACUAGAUGAGAGCGAUCAAACUGACGCAGAAGAGGUGGCACCUAACGAUGUGGAACACAUGGAAGAUAUGCACACGGCGAGUGGAUCCUCCGGUGUUGGCUUCGCAGGAUCUAUCUCUUCUAGUUCCAACACUGGCGACGUUCAGGGUCAACGGCCCAAGGGGAAACGAAGUGGAGACGGCGAGGACGGAGAGAACAGGAACAAUAAACGCAGGCGCAUGCUCCCUCUCCCAUGUGACAAGCCGAAAUUACCACGUCUGGCGUGUCCGUAUCAGGCAUAUGAGAGGUUUCAGAGCUGCCUACGUCGAGGCGGAUCCAAUCGUGAGGGCGGUUGCGCCGGUAUAAGCCGAUUGAAGCAGCAUUUGAGCCGGAGACACAUGCUCUCGUAUCGAUGUCAGAGGUGCUGGCGAUCAUUCGAUACGAGAGGCGAUGUGAGCAACCAUGCGACACAACAGCCACCCUGCGAUGCGAGACCUAAAGGGUGGGAGGAGCGGUUCAUGAACAUCGACCAGGAGGGCGAAGUGGAGAGAAUCGGGCGCAACAUGUCCGAGCAGGAUGCCUGGUGGAGUCUAUUCAGUCUCCUCGUUCCUGGCAUGCAGAACCGUGACCUACCGUCAUUGAUGACACAGUAUUCGCCGUUCUACGUCUACUAUCACUCCAACUUUAUGAUCCCAGCUAUUUCCUUUUCACAGCUACCAGGCCAAUUAACGCAGCGGGGCCAACUCAGCGAGGAGGGGUAUACAACUGAUAGUUCUGAACUGCCUUAUCAAUGGCCGGUGGAUCAGAGCUCGUCGUUGCAACCCAAUACGGGCUUUGCCAUUCCCUCGCCAGCACCCUCUGUACAGAGCUUCCCCAUGCCUCUGCUCGAGCUGAUGGGCGAGCCAACGGUCGAUCUAGAUUCAUCACUGUUCAUAACACCCUCCUCGAGCGGGGCCACUCAAUCAAGUUUCAAUUGCACAACGUCGCCAGGGUCCGUACCUCCGGCGUACAUGUCGAUCGAUAGUCCCGCACCCUUCGACCGAAGUAACAUUCAACGUAACUAUGAUCGGCUCAAGACGAGAAGCGUACAGACAGAAAAGCUCAACGCAGAUUUCCGUGAGGCGAAUCGUGCGAACAGGACUGACAUUGAUCGGGUAGAUACUAUAUUGGAGGACGUGCUCACAAUUGAGGAGCUUCCGGAUCUCAUAUUUGAGAGAAUCUCUCAGGUAUCAGAUAUAUUGUCAGUGAUCAAGGGGAGACUCCGAUAA